AAAACGAUAUUUAAAUUCUAACUUAAAAGAAAAAAGAAAACAAAGAGCAGCACAAGAGCAUCAUCUCCUGUGUAGUUUAGGAAGGAAGGAAGGAAGGAAGGCUGAUACCGUUAUUCCCGAUUGGAGUUGUUGUUGAUAAAUAUAAUAUAAUAUUAAUGGGGUUUUGGUCAUCUUCUCUGGGUCUUGUUAAUCCGCCGCCAUGGAAGUCACACUCACAUCGUCAAAGGGAUUUCAAGAUUCAUUGCCAAAGUCCGAUCACUGUACGAUUUUCUAAGCCGCAUAGGGUUUCGUCUUCCAACCUCCAAGCCGAUACUGAAAGAAGUAGCUCCACCGAGGUGAAGAAGGAGAUCGAAUUGUGCUAUGAGCUGAUACGAAGACUCGGCAGAGGAGUAGUGUACCUGGGGUCUGCAAGAAUGGGCCCCGGUCACACUCAUUACAUCCAAACACAAGAAUUGGCGAAAGAGGUGGCGAACCUCUUGGGGUGUACCUCAUGGUCAGGGGCUGGACCAGGGCUCAUGGAUGCUGCCACUCAAGGUGCUCUUCAAGCAGGAAAGCCAGUUGCUGGGUUCAAGAUUGGUAAAGAAGCUAAUGAAUGGACAUCCACUAAUUUCCAUCCCUAUCUUCCUUCUCAUUCUUACCUUACAUGCAGGUUUUUUUCUGCACGAAAACAUGGGUUAGUUGAUGCGGCAGUUAGAGCUAGUAAUGAGGACAAAACGGGUGUCAUAGUUUUGCCAGGAGGGAUUGGAACCCUAGACGAGGCUUUCGAGAUUCUUGCAUUGAUUCAGUUAGAGAGAAUUGGUUCAGCGCUACCGGUCCCAUUUAUAUUGAUGAAUUAUGACUCUUUCUAUUCAAAGCUACUGGAGUUUCUGGAUGUAUGUGAAGAUUGGGGGACUGUCUCUAAAGGAGAGGUUUCAUCAUUAUGGAAAGUAUGCAACAACAACUCUGAAGCACUGGCUUAUCUUGCUCAAUUUUAUGAUUGUUAACAAACCCUAAAUGUCACUCUUUUCAUCGUUGGUUGGCGAUAUUCUUAUUGGUGAUAUAUAUCUAUAUACACUGAAACAAAUGAAUACAACACAGGUUGCGAUCUUCUUCUA
This is a messenger RNA of Helianthus annuus (common sunflower), 1094 nucleotides long. RefSeq lists its product as uncharacterized. NCBI's taxonomy places the organism in Eukaryota, Viridiplantae, Streptophyta, Magnoliopsida, Asterales, Asteraceae. The transcript has 4 exons. The coding region runs from base 156 to 983 and encodes 275 amino acids. The record is from RefSeq and is a predicted model, not a curated record.